Candida tropicalis MYA-3404 is the source of this 885-nucleotide messenger RNA. RefSeq names its product Pin3p (gene PIN3). Gene Ontology annotation, biological process: plasma membrane tubulation; actin cortical patch localization; endocytosis. The record is from RefSeq and is a predicted model, not a curated record. Gene Ontology annotation, molecular function: lipid binding; protein binding. The coding region runs from base 1 to 885 and encodes 294 amino acids. The transcript has a single exon. Lineage: Eukaryota; Fungi; Ascomycota; Pichiomycetes; Serinales; Debaryomycetaceae. Gene Ontology annotation, cellular component: actin cortical patch.
AUGUCUGCCGCAUUAGUCAACCGUUCUUUAACUACCAUUAGAACAGAAUUAGAGUUUUUGAAAGAUUCUGAUGUUAUAACUGAGGGGUUAUACGAGAAGUUAAUUGAAUCAUUACCAGUUAAAUACCAAAAGGACUCAGCUCCAUGGGAUGUCGACAAGUUGGCUACAGGAAGUAGUGAUAAUAACAAUGGUGCAAUUGUACCAAAGGUUCAAAAUAAAUCAAGCACUGAUGUCUUAGCCGAUGAUUUAGCACAAACCAGUAUUUCAGUGCCACCCCCAGCUUACCCACCAGCACAGCCUCCUCGUGAAUCUCCAAGUGCACCAAGACCGCUUGGUUACUGUAUUGCUACCUAUGAUUAUAACGCACAACAAGAUGGUGAUUUGAAUUUAACAAAGGACGACAAAUUGGCCAUUGUGGAACAUUUGUCAGAAGAUUGGUGGAAAGGUUACAAAAGUACUACCGGACCAGAGAAGACUGGGGUAUUCCCAUCAAAUUAUGUCAAGACCAUUUCUGAACUGGAAUAUGAGAGUAAAGAUAAGAAAUCCGAGGCACCAUAUCAACAACAAGCUGGAUAUUCUGCAUACGGAUCACCAGCACCAUAUCAACAAGCUCAACCACCAAUCCAACAACAACCUUCCUAUGGUGGUUAUGCGCAAUAUCCACCACCAUCUACUAAUUACUACCCACCUCAACAAUACCAACCACCAGCACAACAACAACAACCACAACAACAAGUUGUUCAACAAGAACAACCACAACAACAGGGACAACAACAUUCUCAUGGUGGAGAACACCUCAAGAAAUUUGGUAGUAAGUUUGGGAACGCAGCUAUCUUUGGUGCUGGUGCUACCGUUGGUUCCAAUAUCAUUAAUUCAAUUUUCUAG